UGCUCCGCGGGAAGCCUGCUUCUCCCUCUCCCACUCCCCUUGCUUGUGUUCCUUCUCUCCUGCCUCUCUCUCUCUCUCUCUCUCUGCCAAAUAGAUAAAUAAAUAAAAUCUUAAAGAGGAAAAGAAAAAGUAGUGAGAAACCUCAUCUGGACCCUCAGCUCCUGCCCAAGGGGAGGGAAUCUGCCCCAAGGCCUGAGUGGUCUCAGGAUGCCCCCUGCAGUCAGCCACCUCUGGUGCUAAUGGGUCCCUCCAGAGGGCUGGGGGCCUGCCCUCGGUCCUGGAGUUGGAUCUCGGGUCAAGCCCUGGGCCCCUCAUUGGACAGGGUGUAUGGGGACAACAAUAGUUCCAGCAUGGUCACACUGGACAGGUCCUGAACCAGCUAUUCCCAGCUCCUAUGCCUCUUCCUCCAAGAAGCCAGGUAGGGUGGGGGGCUUUGGGUCCCUCAAGAAGCUCCCCUUCAGGCCUCUGCCCCUCCCAACGUCCCACUAUCUUUCUAAGCGUCCAGCCCCCAGCACCUACCCCUCUCUCAGCCCUGUGGUAGAGGUGAGUCCAGGGCCUGGGCCCUGCCAGGGUGACCUUGUUCUCCGUGUCACCCCCACCCCGUUGCAUCCCUGGGUUUCCCUUGGGCCUGAUUCCAGAGGCUCUUAGCACUCGGGGGUCACGGCGGUGGGCCUGGGGAUGGUCCAGCUUGAGAGCUCCCUGCUCUGCUCCUGGGUGGGGGUAGGAGCAGCGCGGACCCCGAAGCCCCCCAACCCGGAAAGACAGCUGCAGUAUCUGUGUCUGUGCACACGCCCACGCGUGUGUGCCGCGGUCGCAUCUCCGUGAGUGCUGCGUGUCGCUACCCGCCUGGGUCCCUCCGCGCGCACGCCUCCCGCCUCCCGGAGUCUGUGCGCCUCAGCACGCGGGGUGAGUGUGCACCGGGGGCGGGGCCUCGGGGACGGGGCCUCCCGGGGGCGGGGUCGGGUCCGGCCUGCGCGGCGGCGCGCCCUGCAGUCCCGGAGCGAGCGAGCGGCGAGCGGAGGCCGAGCGCGCCCCUUCCCGUCGCGCGAUGCUGCCCUGGACGGCGCUCAGCCUGGCCCUGAGCCUGCGGCUGGCGCUGGCGCGGAGCGGCGCCGAACGUGGCCCCCCAGCAUCGGCCCCCCAGGGGGACCUGCUGUUUCUGUUGGACAGCUCGGCCAGCGUGUCUCAUUAUGAGUUCUCCCGAGUUCGGGAGUUUGUGGGGCAGCUGGUGGGCCUGCUGCCCCUGGGCCCUGGGGCUCUGCGUGCCAGCCUGGUGCAUGUGGGCAGCCGCCCGUACACCGAGUUCCCCUUCGGCCAGCACAGCUCAGGUGAAGCUGUCCAGGAUGCCGUACGUGCUGCAGCCCAGCGCAUGGGCGACACCAACACUGGCCUGGCACUGGCUUACGCCAAGGAGCAGCUGUUUGCAGAGGUGGCAGGGGCCCGGCCAGGGGUGCCCAAGGUGCUGGUGUGGGUGACAGACGGCGGCUCCAGCGACCCCGUGGGACCCCCCAUGCAGGAGCUGAAGGACCUGGGUGUCACUGUCUUCAUCGUCAGUACUGGCCGGGGCAACCUCCUGGAGCUGUCAGCUGCCGCCUCGGCCCCCGCUGAGAAGCACCUACACUUUGUGGAUGUGGAUGACCUGCACAUCAUUGCCCAGGAGCUGAGGGGAUCCAUUCUCGAUGCGAUGCGGCCCCAGCAACUCCGUGCCUCUGAGGUCACGUCCAGCGGCUUCCACCUGGCCUGGCCGCCCCUGCUGACCGCAGACUCUGGCUACUACGUGUUGGAGCUGGCGCCGAGCUCCGAGCCGGGGACCGUGCGUCGCCAACAACUACCGGGGAACGCCACGGGCUGGGCCUGGGUCAACCUCGACCCUGACACCGACUACGAGGUGGCGCUGGUGCCCGAGUCCAACGUUCACCUCGUGAGGCCGCAGCACCUGCGGGUGCACACGCUGCCGGAGGAGGCCGGGCCGGAGCGCAUCGUCAUCUCUCAUGCAAGGCCGCGCAGCCUGCGCGUGAGCUGGGCGCCGGCGCUCAGCGCGGCCGCCGUGCUCGGCUACCACGUGCAGUACGGGCCGCUGCUGGGCGGGGCGGCCCAGCGCGUGGAGGUGCCGGCGGGCCGCAACAGCACCACGCUGCAGGGCCUGGCGCCCAGCACCGCCUACCUGGUGACCGUGACGGCAGCCUUCCGCUCGGGCAGCGAGAGAGCGCUGUCGGCCAAGGCCUGCACGCCCGACGGCGAGCGCAGCCGCGCCCCGCGCCCCCAGCCGCCGGGGGCCUGGGGCCGGGAGCCGUGAGCCGGCCGCCCCGCCCACCCGAGGGCCCCCUUCUCCCCACCGCCAGAACCUGGGCCUUGCCCCGCGGCGACUCCGUCCGAAUCCCCCCCACCCAGAACUCUCCUGCGGCGGCGGAGGGCUCCCUGCGCGGGCGUCUGCCUUCUAGGACGCAGGGCUCGCCCGACUCCCCGGCCAUCGCGACCCCCUGCCCUGCCCGGGCUCAGAGCUGGACACGCGGUGCUGUCCUUUGGGCAGGAAUUAGCAGGAAGAUGGACAGGGACUCUGGGGUGAGCUGAGAACAUCAGACGCAAGACUGGCCUCAAGUGCAGGACAGGAGGCAGCUGAGCGGAGUGGCUGGACCUCUCACUUGUGUGAAGGCCCAGUCCCUCUGGUGGCAAGGGCUGUCAUCGGUCUGAGAGGGCUUGGUCCGGCUGGCCGCGCUGCGUCCCUGCGGCCUCAGGUCCUAGAUGUUGGUGGAAGGUGGGUGGGGGAAGGGCGGGAGCUGGCUCCGGCUGGGUUGCAAAGGCUUCCCGGAGGAGACAGGAUCUGGAAAAGGGCAGGGCGUUGUGGUGGCAGGUUGAUGGUGUGGUCAGCAGCUGGGUCAGCAGAAAGAUGGUCUUUGCCAGGGUGUUCAGUUGGCCUGAGGGGUAGUGCCUCCUGGGGACAGUGGCCCUGCCUUCCUGCCCACAACCCCACCGGGUCCAGCUACAGCCGCAGGGAUGCAGAUGGCACCUUCCUGGAGGAACAGGACCCUGGAGACAGGAGGGCUCCUUGCCCCUGCGAGUCCCAAGGCUUGCACUCACGGGGGGCCUCCCCUGCUUCCGGGUGGGGAGCUUCGAUGCGUGGGCAGGGACAAACAAGGUUCCCCUGGGUGGGUUCACCCCAGCGAUUCUCUACAGCAUCCUCAGACCCCACCUCCUGCCACUCCUGCUCUCUGGGGCCUCCAGACGAGUCCUAAGGGCAGUACCUGCUGGCCCUCAGCCCCAUCAAGGUAUGCAUGUACUCCCGUCUGCACCAACUCCGUGCUCACUUUGCCUCUUCCCCACUAACACCCCAGACUUUAAAAUACAGUAAAUUAGAUGUAAACUGAGCUCUGCAGUCUCAGAGUGCUUUACUCCGUCCCAGCACUCCAGCCCUGUGAAAGCUCCCAGACGGAAGGCCAAUGUUUUGAGACUGUUGCUGGGGAAGGGGAGGGGAGCCGAGCCCCUCCUGGUGCUGAGGCUCCGAACACCCUGCCAAAUGCACCUCCUCCUCAGAGGGCCCUGGCCGUUUCUGUGGGCGGGACUCCGUGGUUUGGAGCAGAGUUGCCAGAGGCAGGGACAGGGACCUGGCUGUGCACGGCUGUCCCCACCACAGCCUUGAGAUCAGGGGUGGGGCUGUGGCGCCCUCUGCUGGCAAUACCGCUCCCUCAGCAGCAGUUUGACUCGCGGGCCGCCUGCUAAUUGGAAAUGGACACCCUAACCCAAGCAAACUGCAGGGUUGAGAGAGGUGGUCUUCAAGUCCCUGACAGUGUUCUCAGUUUGCCCACUCGGGUUUGGUGGGCAUGUGUUUGGGGGCAGCCUUCAGUCGAGCUGAGCUGCCACCAUUUUUCAAGGACCAGACUCCCAAGAAUCACAUGACUCCCUAAGCACCUAAGGCCUGCACCA
Molecule: messenger RNA, 3921 nt
Organism: Zalophus californianus (California sea lion)
Lineage: Eukaryota; Metazoa; Chordata; Mammalia; Carnivora; Otariidae
Gene: VWA1
Product: von Willebrand factor A domain containing 1
Exons: 4
Coding region: 1049-2296 (415 amino acids)
Molecular function (GO): protein binding
Source: RefSeq, a predicted model, not a curated record